Messenger RNA from Bombus pascuorum, 426 nucleotides. RefSeq names its product zinc finger protein 16-like. The transcript has a single exon. The record is from RefSeq and is a predicted model, not a curated record. Lineage: Eukaryota; Metazoa; Arthropoda; Insecta; Hymenoptera; Apidae. The coding region runs from base 1 to 426 and encodes 141 amino acids.
AUGGUAUUCUUUGCAGGUGAGAAGUCGGAGAGCUACUCGGAAAAAGAGCAAGAGGACGACGCCGAGGUUUGUGAGAUCUCGUUUCACGGACAGUUAGCGAUGAACUAUUUGCUCUGUGACUCGUCCAUCUUGAAUUCCAUGGAAACGAGCGUUCUCCGGAGAAGCGUGAAAUCUCAUCAACAAUUUCGAUGCGACGGUUGCGACAGAGCGUACACGCGAAUGGACAGCCUUAAACGGCACCAAGCCAAGUGCGAUGCGUCGUUGGAGAAGCUGCAAGAGGAAGUCGAAUGGCUACAUCGACAAAAGUUUUAUUGCAAUCAAUGCGGCAAAGGUUACAAAAGACUGGACACGUUGAGGAGGCAUCAGAGACUCGUUUGCGGCGACAAAGACAACGCGUCUACAGCUACCGAUAAACCAACCGUUUAA